This is a messenger RNA of Diaporthe amygdali, 2172 nucleotides long. RefSeq names its product P-loop containing nucleoside triphosphate hydrolase protein. NCBI's taxonomy places the organism in Eukaryota, Fungi, Ascomycota, Sordariomycetes, Diaporthales, Diaporthaceae. The transcript is spliced from 5 exons. Gene Ontology annotation, molecular function: ATP hydrolysis activity; ATP binding. Bases 1 to 2172 code for a protein of 723 amino acids. The record is from RefSeq and is a predicted model, not a curated record.
AUGACUAAGGACGCGAACGUCGCGAAGGGUCACGAGAACUUGGCAAACGACCGUGACACACAAAAGAAAAUCAGAGGUCCCAUCGAAGACAUCACUGUGCGCCUGAAAGAUGUGGCCGCCGAUAUUGCAGGUCUAUUCAUGAGAAUCGAGACCCUAGAGGAGUCACAAAACAAUGCCUACAAUGUGAAAGGCCCCAUCCAGAGUGCAGAGGCGAACGAAGAUGAGGCAGUGCUCAAAGAAGGACAGAUGAAGACUGCCAAGAUGGCAGUCGACCUCAAGGAGCGCCCGCCGAUCACAGAUAAAGACCGUCGCCUUCGUACGUACAUUGAAGUUAGAGAGGAGGCCUUGAUCGAUAGUCAACUGGGCUGGAGACAAGUGAACUUGACGGAGAGGACGCCUUAUGCGCAGAGGCAGGCUUUCCGUUACGAUACACAUAUGAACGGCAACAUUGUGUUCUCGGUCUUUCAGGAAUCAUCCAAACUCUACGAUGAUAUAUGCAAACUUUGCGAUCCAGCACAUUACGGAACAGUGAAUGAGCGCGAGGGUCGACUCGAGAUUGCAGAUAUUUAUCCCUUGCUACACGCCCAUGAGAAGCUUGAGAGAAAGAUGGAGAGUAUGCCGCCGGACCACCCCCAGCGGGAGGAGCUUCUUGCCUUGUUGCAGCUAUUUGAGGAACAGGAUGGACAGCUUACUCACCUUUCGCGCGCGCGAAAGCGACAUGAAGAGAUGCUGAAGUCAAAACGGUGGGACUGGAAGAGUCUGAAAGGCUUGUUCCACAUAAAUCAGCUUGUCGUAUUUCGAGAACUGCGCGACGAGUGGGCAGUAGCUCGCGUCGUCACUCUGUCAUCAAAUGAGGAUUCCGAACACAGUGUCAUCUUUCAUGGGGUAAGGCUGGAGUUGGAAUGCGAAGCUAUCGACUUUGACGGCAAGGGUUUUCGAACUCAUGUGUACAGAAAGCAUAUCCCCCAAUUUUCAGGAACGAUGAACACCACCGAGCUGCCGGUAUAUCCCCUCGAGAACUGCCCAGAUAAGGACAGAAUUGAGGCAGACUCUCGCAGGUCGGGGCAAGCAUGGUUAAACUUACAUGUGAAGCUACUCGAACAUGGACAGCCCGAUGUCGCGGUCCGCCAGUACGAAGGCUAUUGUGAGACGUUUGGCAAAGACGCCAAAGACGACGAAAAUGGUGGCAAGGGUAGUGCGCUCGCUGGUCGGGUCAUUGUCGACCCCGCAAGAUAUCCCGACCGACUUUUACGUUUCACCGAAGACAACGUGGAUCCAUUCAAGUCCGACGACAGAAAACAAGAGAACCUACUUCUGUGUCCAGAGCAGAUCCUUGUCCACAGUCUCAGCGAUAAUGAAUGGUAUUACGUGGCGAUGUCGAGAUUAGAAGAACCCAAAUUGGAUGAUAAAGCUUGGGACCGCCUUGUCAAACCCAACUCCACCAAUGGGCAGGUCGAGAAGUCGAUCGAAAGAAUCCGGUUGCUCGCUGAGGCCCACAAGGAAUUGCAAAAGUUCAAUGAAGGUAAUGGACAAGAAGUUACUAGGGCGAAGGACAACAUGAACAACUUCAAAGGGAAGGGAAAAGGGUUGACAUUUCUUCUGCAUGGAAGUCCAGGUGUGGGGAAGACCAUGUUGGCAGAGUGCCUGUCAGAACUCCAGGAAAGGCCAUUGUACAGGAUCAAUCUAGGAAACUUGGUUGGAGACGAUCGGUGGGAAUCUAGGAUUGAGGAGAUAUUUCGACAAGCGCACCGCUGGAACGCGAUACUCCUCGUCGAUGAGGCCGAAGUUAUUUUAGCUGAGAGAACGCAAGAAAACAUGAAGCAGAGUGCCUGGGUUGCUGAUCCAGCAUUCAUCUCCCGGGUGAAUCUCGGAAUCAAAAUACCUGACCUAGAUCGUGGCACCCGUUUGAGUAUUUGGAGGAAUGUGCUUGGAGAGAAGAUCAAUAAAGCUGGAAAGCUCUUGAAAAACCAGAACCUGAUGAAGAAGUGGGCGGGGGAGGACCUGAACGGAAGGCAAAUUCGGAAUGUGGUGUUUUCGGCCCGUCUCAUGGCCUCGGGUGACAUGCAGGAGGAACACAUAUCGGAUGCCCUUGAAGACGUCGUGACCUUCAAGAGUAUGAUUGAUGAGGAGAAAGUGGCAAUGGAAAAGAAUUACAUGUCCGCGUGGACUUAG